Octopus bimaculoides (California two-spot octopus) is the source of this 5457-nucleotide messenger RNA. Its product is annotated as U24-ctenitoxin-Pn1a. Gene Ontology annotation, cellular component: basement membrane. Gene Ontology annotation, biological process: cell-matrix adhesion. The record is from RefSeq and is a predicted model, not a curated record. NCBI's taxonomy places the organism in Eukaryota, Metazoa, Mollusca, Cephalopoda, Octopoda, Octopodidae.
AUUAAAAUUCACCAGAAUGUUCCCUGCCCUUGCCUUGUUGAUUCUGUACCAUACACUUGAAACUGUACAUACAAAUGAGUGCCUCAGAUUACGAGCGGCAGGUUUGAACUCACAUCUGAUCAAUAUCUUUAUUCCAAAGUGUGAAGAGGAUGGCACCUACACAGCAGUACAAUGUCAUGCAAAUGGAUGUUACUGUGCAGAUGAAUUUGGUGCCCCUAUCACAGAUGUUGAUAUCAGUUUGGAAGAGGUCAAGAGAACAAACAUGAACUGUAAAUGCGCCCGUGACCGGCUAAAAUAUCUGAACAUGAUAAAGGAGAGACCAGACGAGAAAAACGACCGAAUAUUCCUGUGUGAACGUAAUGGAAAUUAUGCUAAAGUGCAGUGUACUGGUUCGGUGUGUUAUUGCGUCGAUGAACAAGGGAAUGAAUUGAGAAGUAGCACAGUUCACAUUUCAGAGACUGGUUCAGUGAAGUGUUAAAUAACUUCAUUUUUCUGAGAGACAGAAAAAGACGAUACUGCUACUUACAUCAACGUACCUUGACAACCAGAACUUUAGGAAAGGAUUUCCCCCCAUGACUGGCAUACUUUUGACAAUUAUGCCUUUUUACCAAUAUUCUUUAUAGUUACAGUUUUGAUCUUUGUGUUCUGUACUUUUGAAGCUCUUGAGAUAAAUUUAAGAUAAGGAUCUUCUCAGAUAGGCAACAGAACAUCUCUUUUGUCCAGUGCUCCGUGUUCUCUCUUCAUAGUUUCCCUACACUUUAAUUAUUUGAAGCAACAGAGUACUUGUCAACUAUUCUAACUGGCUUCUGACAUUUAGGUACUUUGACGCCCCUGAUCUUAGCAAUUGCACCUUUGACAAAGAGGCGGCUCCUACAAUUGCAUCUUUGACAAAGAGGCGGCUCCUGGACCGGCUAGAAAUAGCAGCAAAAUUUCUCUCAAGUUACACCCUACGUCUUAUACAAAGUGAAAACAAAAAAUGUCAUAUUGGAUUAUAUAGUUUGAGAAACAACUUCUGAGAAGAUGAGACGGUCAUGGCUGGAAUGCCUGUAAUCAUAUAUUUGUUCACUGAUGGCUCACCUGGAGUUAAUUAUAUUUGAAAGCGAGCCAAAGAAGGACACUUAUCGGUCUCCGGAACUGAAAGAAAUAAAAGCCAAAUUUCCUUCAACUCAGUUACAGGUAUCUUAAAAAAGGACAUGUUGGUUAAUGUAAUCUGCAGUAUACUAUGACUGAAAAAUGGGAUGGCCAUUACUGAUCAUAGAUAUGCUCUAUCAACAAUUAUGUUGAUAGCUAAACAUUGUUAUUAUAUAACAAUUACAGCGUGGGAUAUUCAUUUUAGCCAUUUAAGAACACACUUCAUUUAACUCAGCCGUCUCUCACAGUCGAACAGAAUUUGAUAGUAGCAUGAAUCAUGGCUUUACUCCUGUUUUUUUCGUGGUUGUCUAGUUGCUCCUGACCUUCGCACUCUUGACCCCGGCUGAACCUCAAAGACAUAACGACUAGAAGAGAGAGGGGAGAAGAGAGGAGGAGGGAGAGAAAGAGAGAUUCACACUAGUAACUGGUACUUCGACCGGUAUUUUAUUUUAUCGACUCUGGAAGAACGAAAGGCAAAAAUUGACUUUGGCACGAUACGAACUCAAAACGUAGUGAACCGAAACAAAAUCCGACUCUCUCUGACAAUUCUGCCAAUCUAGCAUCCUAGGCUGGUACUUUGUUGACACUGGAACGACGGGAAGUAAACUUUUAACUUGGCGAGAUUUGAAGUCUGAACGUAAAAAAAAAACAAAUAUUGCAAGCAUACCGAACAAAUACUGCAAAGCAUUUUGUCUGACACUUGCUCAAAUCUGCCAAUUCACUGCCUCUUAAUAUUACAGUCCCUGACACAGUAAUUCUAUUGUUAUUAUAUACACAACAGCAAUAUAUUCGAUGUCUUUGACUUGUUCAACUUUGACAGCAACAACUUUGACAUAUCAUGAUCAAACUUAACAUCAACACGCGUGCCCUUAGCAUCUAAACUAAUAUCAGUUCUCCACCAUGAGAGCUUCUGUGUGGGCGAUUGCUCUACAAAAAUUAGCAGCCAAAUCUUCCAAAGGGCGAUUUGGAUAAUGGGAUUCUAGAUGCUGUGUCUGUAAAACAAAACAGAGGAGAAAGUCAUGGCUGAAAAGUUUUUGAAAAUAGGUGUGACCUGGGUUAAUAGCUGCUAAAUGAGAAGAUUCUAUUCGGUCACACGACCAGCUAAAACUAUCCACCAAAUUUCUCGCUGUUUCUUUAAAAAGAAUGCAUUGAAUAAUAAAGAAAUCGAGGGAAAAUGUAUGAUGGUCACGGACGGAAUGCCUUUGGUCAUAGGUCUGCUUGCUUAGAGAUCACUUAGGACUCAAUAGACAACAGUAAUGCCAGCUUGUACUUUCACCACUGUUAUUCAUAUCAUUAUAUCUUGACCUCUGUUAGUUAUGACAUAUAUUCACUUCGAUCUCUUUCAUCCAUGACAUGUAUUUAUGUUGACCUCUGUUAUCCAUGACUUCUAGAGUCUUUACCUCCUGUUAUCUAACACAUCUAUAUACCUUUGCAUCUGUUAUCUAAAUCAGUUGAUUAAGUAUGUUUUAUUAGUUUCAAACUAAUGACAUCCAUAUCUUUGGCCACUUAUGUAUUUGAUAUUUACGUCUCUGAUAUCUAUGUUUUUAUAACUACGUCUCUAUCACACACACACAGACACACAUACAUACACACCUACAUACGCACAUAAAUAUAUUGCCAAUAUAUAUAUAUUCAAUACACAAUAUAUGGAUUUUACUAAUCCGGUGGUAUUCAUAAACAAAAACUCCUUGAUGCAUCACGCUAUUAAAUCACAUAGAAUGUAGAGUUCGAUACAAUAGAAAAACAUUAGAAGUGAGUGUAUAUAUUAUAAAUAAAGAGAGGAAUCUACGAAACAAUUGUAGUUGGUUACGGAUAUCCAAUGGUAAAAUAAAUUUUAUCCAUCGUAUAUCUCUUCUUUUUAUUUAUGAUACAUACAUACAUACAUACAUAUAUAUAUAUAUAUAUAUAUAUAUAUAUAUAUAUAUAUCACAUUCACGUUAUUGACAUCAACUUCAUUGAACAUUUAUAUUUUGACACCUGCAUUCUUGCCACCAAUGCUCUUCAUGUGUAUUUCAACAUCUACGUCCGUGACAUUGAGAUUAAUGACAUAAUUAAGAUGUCAAAUACAAAUCGUAUCAAACGCAUCGGUGUCACCAAUUUGCAUAUUUUUGACAUGUAUGUAUGUCUUUUGACAUCGAUGUCUUUCAUAAGCAUGUCUUUCAUGUCAAUAUCUCUACCAUCUAUUCCCUUUUUUAGUUUAUCUCAAUAGAUUUCCGAUAGACUUCAAAACCUGCAAUACAAGCUACGGCGUUACGAAGCUACAAGCUUCGUAAACAAGGUGAUUAAAGAUAGAAAAAUAUAGGUAAUGGUUGUAUAUGCAUAAUCCAAGAAGUUCCCAUCUAUGUCUUUGACAUGUUUUUUGUGGCAAUGUUUUCAGCAUAUACGUCUUUGAUAACCAAUGUCUGAUGAGUGUGCCAAAGACAUGUAUAUCUUUGACAUGUAUAUCUUAGGCAUUAUUACUAUGAUAUAUGUAUGUCACAUCUUUGACAUAUAUGCUUUUUGACAUGUAUAUGCCUUAUCUUUCACAUAUAUGUGUUUCACAUCAUACAUACAUACAUACAUACAUACAUACAUACAUACAUACAUAUAUGUCUUUACCCGGUAUGCCUUUGAAAUUUUUGUUUUCGACAUCAAUAUCUUUGGAAUAUGUCUUUGAUAGAUAUAUCUUUCAUUCUUCGCAUGUAGAGCUUUCCAGUGUAUAUCAUUUACUUAAAGACUGUAGGAAACACGUGCCAAUAUUCUUGGGCAUGUUGAAGUAAAGAUAGAAGAAACUACGGCUCUGACUAUAUCCCUCGCCCAAUUGCUUGCGACAGAAUUGACUCCACUAAAGAUACCUUACCCUAUAACCAGCUGGUGGUGUUAAUCUGGACGACUUAUGAAGUCUCCCAUCCAAUUAUAAUUACAGGUUAUCCAAAUUUUAUUCAGGAUACUGUUCAACAUAAAGUUACAAUAGAAGAUGCUGAAUGUGUAAUAUAAGUCGAUUGAAGUGGAAACCACGUGAUCGUGAAGCAAACUUUUUAACCACAUACUGUUAUAUCUGCAUAUUAUUUUCCUUGGCAUCAAUAAAUUUCCUAUCUAAACCAUUGGCCUCUAGGUAUUUGUCAUUUGGGGAUCGGCAGCUAGAUUUUUGAUCUAGUCAUCUUUGACUUAUCAGAACUCUUUCUAUGUAGCUAUAACUCCGACAGUCAAAUGUUAUAUACUUUGACUUACGGCAGUCAAUGUUAAGAAUGUUUUAAAGAUAUAGUUCUUCAACAUUCAUAACAUUCAUGUCUCUGGCAUUAUUAUAUUUCCGACCGUUGACACUUUAACAACUCAGAAAUCUUCAAGCCCUUAAAUAUCGCUGACACAUGUCGUUCCCUUUUAAAUAUACAUCCUAUUUGAUACAUCAACCAACUUCAGCGUCAUGGCAAAUGUGUAUGUGUACGAGGACGAUCAAAGAUCGUUUCUGCUUUAUGAUAUAUUGUAAAUGAAACAUUCCUUGAUCGAACAGCCUCGAGCGUUGCUAAUGCUGUUAAGCAUAGUUCCCAGAUACUGGGAUAUCUGAGAACUAAUGCCAACCAAUAUUAGUUAUUAAUCGACUCUGGUCGAUUAGUAGAUUCGGUAGAGAACUGGACAAACUAUCAGGUGGCAUGAAGUAACUUCCUUUUACAUUCUAAGUUCAAUAAUCACUGAGGUCAAAUUUGCCUUUCAGCCUUUCAUUGUCGAUACAAUAAAUACCAGUGAAAAACUGAGAAUCAUUAUAAUCAGAUUUCCUCGCUCCCUCUCUUAAGCUUGGGCGUGUAGCCAUGUUAGAAUUAUGUAAUGGACAUUAUCGUUCGUUUUACCUCAUAUUACAACUACUUCAGUGCUAUUUGCCAUUUUUUCAUGCAUACCUUAUAUAUAUAUACAGACCCAAAGAUAUAGCCUAUGUGUAUAUGGAUGUGUGCAAAAGAGUGUAUACGUGUGCGCAUGUUUGUGUAUAUGCACGCGUGCUUGCUUGCGCAUGCAUGCGUGUGUUGUUCCCCUUUACACCUCUCUCCUUAGGGUGAUGCGUCUCUUUAUAACACAACCUUGAUAAGUUGAUAGGGAGAUCCGAGUUGUCAGUGGCUGGCGGAAAGAACCCCGGAAAUCUCUACCCAACAAUCAUGUCAAUGCGAUCCAGAAGAAUGCACAGCAAUACAAUUUGCCCUGGAUGAUCUUCAGGAUAGAAAGACCUAAAAGUGGGCAAGCAGUGUCUGUAAUGAAACACGAACUUGCAAUCCAGAAAUCACGACUCCAGUACCUCAUUCAUUCGGCCACUGUGCCUCACAACAUAUUCAUUUAUAUAUAUCCAUAUAUAUAUAUAUA